AUGCUUGUUAUUGCUUAAUUAGCCACAAACAGAAACAUUAAGACUUAUUUGCUUGCCCAAUUGUUUAAUAUGGCAGUGGCACAAUACUCGGCUCUUGCUCUGAUUGCGUUUCUGGUUUCUCCGAUCAUGGUGAUGGUGAUGGCAAAUUCAUACGAAGUUGACUGGGCAACUGGAGUUGAUUUCGCUGAGUUUGCUACUCAGAACACUUUCUUUGCUGGAGAUGUAUUGAAUUUUCAUUAUGAUAGAGUUCAUAACAAUGUGGUUAUAGCAACCGAUGGUGAUGAAUUUGAUCAAUGCGAGAUGGAACCGAACUUGGGUUAUUAUCAAAGUGGCAAUGAAGCAUUUACCUUGGGUGAAGCUGGAUACUAUUAUUUCAUGUGCGGGUAUCACUGCAAAUCUGAUGGCAUGAAAAUGUCAGUGUUUGUGAAGUAGAUAUUUGUAACAGUUGAAUGGCUGUGAGAUCUCAGAAUUUCGGCUUUGUAUUUAAAUAGGAAAAAUAAUUUCAAGCUAUUUUUGCUUGUUAAAAUCU
Rosa rugosa (rugosa rose) is the source of this 529-nucleotide messenger RNA. RefSeq names its product uclacyanin-2-like. Gene Ontology annotation, cellular component: plasma membrane. The transcript is spliced from 2 exons. The coding region runs from base 70 to 432 and encodes 120 amino acids. NCBI's taxonomy places the organism in Eukaryota, Viridiplantae, Streptophyta, Magnoliopsida, Rosales, Rosaceae. Gene Ontology annotation, molecular function: electron transfer activity. The record is from RefSeq and is a predicted model, not a curated record.